AUGUAUAGACUCAGGAGAGGAAGUACAGCUUCCAUCAGACGAUGCAGCGACAUAUUUAUUAGGAGAUUCAAUUCCAAAAACAAUGUUAAGAUCUCUUCAGAAGUAGAGCAAGCGCUCAAUGAUAGAGUUCCAGUUGUCUCGCUCGAGUCAACAAUCAUUACUCAUGGUUUCCCUUACCCUAAGAAUAUUGAAAUGGCUCGCAAAGUGGAGCAAAAAAUCAGAGAUAAUGGGUGUGUGCCAGCCACAUGUGCGUUUAUUCAAGGAGAACCACUAGUGGGUCUUUCCGAUACCCAGUUGCAAUAUCUUGCAGAACAGAAGAAUGCCAACAAAGUGUCGCGACGGGAUAUUGGUCCUACAAUGGCUCAGAAACUAAACGGAGGCACCACAAUUGCAGGAACAAUGAUACUUUCUCAUAUUAGUGGGAUCAAAGUUUUUGCAACCGGUGGCUUGGGUGGCGUUCACAGAGACGGACACAUAACUAUGGAUAUUAGCGCAGACCUAACUGAGUUGUCCCGAACACCUGUAACAGUAGUUUGUGCUGGGCCCAAGCUGAUUUUAGAUAUUCCACGGACUAUGGAGUAUUUGGAAACACAGGGAGUUCUUGUAAGCACGUUUAACGACGAUGGAAGAGCCAACAUUGAAGUUCCUUCAUUCUUUUGUCGUGAGUCGGGUGUCAGGUCACCUUAUUCGUUCACCUCGUGGAAAGAGAUCGCUGCUGUGGUUCAUCAUCUGAAUAACUUAAUGCAACUCCAAUCGGGAAACUUGCUUUGCAUUCCACCACCAGCCGAAAUAGCUCUUUCGAGUGAGCUUAUGAGUGGCAUAAUCGAGGAUGCCAACAAAGAGGCGCUUCAGAAGGGCAUUCAUGGGAAGGACUUGACACCAUAUUUGUUACAGAAAAUUGCCCACGAUACCCAGGGAAAAUCCGUUGAGUGCAAUAUGGAGUUUGUAAUCAACAACGCUGAUGCAGCCUCCAAAAUUGCAAUUGAAUUAAUGGCUUUAGAGCACAAUUCUAGAGUACGUAUUCCUUCUACUCAAGGUUACUUGUAA
This is a messenger RNA of Clavispora lusitaniae ATCC 42720, 1047 nucleotides long. RefSeq lists its product as uncharacterized. The record is from RefSeq and is a predicted model, not a curated record. Gene Ontology annotation, molecular function: pseudouridylate synthase activity. NCBI's taxonomy places the organism in Eukaryota, Fungi, Ascomycota, Pichiomycetes, Serinales, Metschnikowiaceae.